This is a messenger RNA of Parasteatoda tepidariorum (common house spider), 957 nucleotides long. The record is from RefSeq and is a predicted model, not a curated record. NCBI's taxonomy places the organism in Eukaryota, Metazoa, Arthropoda, Arachnida, Araneae, Theridiidae.
AGGUGAAAAAAAGGAAGAAAAAAAAGAAAGUUCUUGCAAUGGCAGGUCUUCGUAGAUCAUUUAGAUUGUCCUCUGAAAAAUGGUCCGGCGAAAAAAAGAAAUCAACUAUAACAAUUGUUAUACCUAGAAGUUCGGCUGGUUUUGGAUUUACUGUCGUUUGGACAAAGCCGCCACAAGUAGAUUUUAUUCAUGAAGAUAGCAUUGCUGUAAAGGCUGGCUUGUUACCAGGGGAUAAAUUGAUUUCUAUUAAUAAAGUGCCAUUAGCAAAAAAGACUAGAGAAGAAGUUGAAAAUUUAGUGAAAAAUGUAAACGAUAUGAUGGAAGUGGAAGUAUCUCGAUCUGAAGGAGAAUUAGCAGCAAGGAAAAGGCAAACAAGUUUAAGGAGAAAAGAAUCGUUUACAAAAAAAGCUCCAAAAAUGGUUAUUCAAGAUUGCAAUAUUAUGCUUUGGCGGCGAGAACGAGCCUUAUUGAAAGUAUUGUUAUGUGAAGAAGAUUUUUUAAACACAAUCAUCUUAGGAAAUGAACGGUUUAUAUUUCCUUUAAGAGAAAAAACUACUCUUGCUACAAAAGCAGAAUUGACUAUUUUAUUUGGAAAUAUUGAAGAGGUCGAAGUGGUCUACGAGAAACAUGUUCAACUAUUCCGACAGCUGACACAAAGCAAUGAAGAUAACGUCGGCAGAUUGUACCAGAAGCAGAUGAAUGAAAGAUUUUCUGUAUUGAGGAAAUAUAUAUCUGGUUUGCCACUCGGAAAAAUCAUGUUAAAGUACAAAUGCUUCAACAAUCGCUUCAAAGAUUUUAUAGAAGAUGCAAAGAAUUCUGCUGAACGAAUUGAAAUAUUGCAAUUUUUAGAGAAACCUUUGAAGUAUAUUUCAGAUUUGAUUGCAACGCUUGCUGUUCUUCUAUCUUGUACAGCAGUGGGGCACAGAGAUUACGUGUGCUUGGAAAACGUAAUUUCAG